AUGACAUCUGUGGCAAGGUUACCUAAGGAAUUUGCAGUGAGAUCAGAAAUGGUUACUGUUUCAUUACUAACUUUUAUCGUUAUUUGUUUAACUAUCAAUGUUAUUGACUGUACAACUGGAUCUGGUACAUUAUCACCACUUGUGGGAAGAUUAGACAAUUUUCGAUACGAAACAUAUAUUCGUAUGGCAUCCGAAUCUGAAUGUAUCUUAUUAUGUUUACAUUAUGAAGAAACAGACUUUGAAGAUUGUUAUGCCGUUUCGUAUCAAGGUGUAAUGGAACGAUGCGAUAUUUUUACCGAGCCAUUACCGACAGUUAUUCAACCUACUCCCUCUAGUAACUGGGUGUCAUACAUAAAAAUAAUUGACUCCUAG
Molecule: messenger RNA, 372 nt
Organism: Didymodactylos carnosus
Lineage: Eukaryota; Metazoa; Rotifera; Eurotatoria; Philodinida; Philodinidae
Source: the annotation of a GenBank genome assembly